AUGGAAGGCCGGGUGGGUGUAGGCCUGGUGCCCGGAAAUCGAGACUACGAUCCUUCCACACUCCUUUUUCUCCAAUCUUCAUCAUCUAGAGCCUUGACGGUUUCAAAAACCUACCUACACCAUACCUUUAUCGACGCAAAUUCCAUCAUGGCAUCUACAUCCACCGAAGCGCCUUCGAACACCAACCCAGACAACGAGAUGGUACUUAGCCUCGACGUAACUCUCCCUAGCGCGAUGCCAGUGGAUGACGGAAAACCUGGUCAGAACCGGACACUGGAGGAGGAGGGGGAGGAGGAACAAGAAAUGUCGAUCGUUGCGAUGGAACUGUCGAUCGUUGAGACAGCCGAUCCUUCGGAUACGAAAGGCAAACGCAAAGCCCCCAGUACCGACUUGGAUUCUCAACGCGAUAGGCAAAGGCAUUGUCUCCCUGGUCCUAACCAGAGCGAAAUCGAUAAGGAGCGCAAGGAAAGGAGGAAACUGGAACAGAACAUUGCUGUCCUUAAAAAAGAAAAUGAAAAGUUCAAAAACCGUGAGCGUCUCCAUCAAAGUGAUCUCGAAUUGGCGGAGAAGAUGUUGGAACAGACAGGACUUCAGAGCCUUGGACAUGAGCAUCUCGUCCAGUUGCAAUCCAAAUUCACGUAUCAGGACAGCACAAUCAAACAAUUGGCUCUCGAAAAGGAAAGGUUGGAGCUUUUGGUUAGUGCAGCUCAGAGCGAGAAGGACCGGGCCGCCCAACAGGCACACGAUUUCUACCAGCACGGGAAGGAAAUCACCGAAGCGGCUAACAGUUUCUUGAACGAACGCGAAAGAGAAAACUUCCUAUUGUGCGAAGAAGUGAAUAUGUUUAAAAAUCAGUUGAACGAAGCUCGCCGAGAACAGGAGCAGUUAAAUAACAAAAUUCAGUUGCUGAGAAACUCGCGCCGUCGUCGAGGAAGGCGAUCUCCCCAACCUGACGAACCUAUAAAUGGCACAGAUGCCGAUAUUGACGAACCUUCAAGUUCGUCAUCUCCAACUGCCACAUCCUCCACCCCCGCAGGUCCUGCUCCACCUUUGCAUGGACAGCCUUCACCCUCAAUCCCCACUGCUGCUCCUACACCCUCCACCGGGCCUGUUCCAUCUUCCUCCGAUACUCCAAGUAGAACUUCAUCAGCAAGGACACCUGAUCAAUCAUCCAGUAAUCCACCCAGGGCUUCCUCGUCUACUACAUCUUCCACAUCAUCCAGCACUUCCCCACCACAGCCAAAUCCUUCCUUGCUCAGCGACCAUGACUUGUUUUUCCAGGCUGCUCAAGCGUUCUUCCAAUCGCACUUUAACGGGCAAUCCGCCGUCCUGCCUCCACAGGGUUCGCAACCCGCCACGCCAGCUCCUCAGGCUCACUCACAGCCUAAAAAGCGCAAGGUGCACACCCCCAGGCUGGGAAGCGCUCGCUACAAGGCCAUCGUCAAGCAGCAGGCUAAACAGAACCUGGGCGACGCCAACGCGAGUGAAUGGGCAGCCUUAAUGCGUGAUAUUUAUGCGAGCUGUACGGGGAUGCCAUACCUCACGCGCUUUGAAAGCUACACCCCUAUCGAUGAAGAGACCAUCGAGAAUUUCCGCAAAGGUGGUCCUGGUCCUGUAGGACCGAACCGUUUUUGGUUUUACUUCGGGCCCUCCUACGCGACCUCGAAUUGGAACCGUCGUGUCUUUCGUGACAUGGCUUCCCUGGUGCCAGCUAAGCAGGCAGAGCGCGGUUUGGUGGGUUACUUGACAACCGAAGCUGCAGAGUCUUGGUUCCACAGCUUCCUCGUCCAAUCACAGAAGUCUUGGUCUGCCGGUAGACCUCGUAUACAUCCCUCUGGAACCAGAUACGAGACCAACGCCGAAGCUAAUGCUCGUUGCGCGGAAUACACAAAGAAACGUGAACGGGAUGUCAAGAGAAGCGGGUACAAACUAGCUAAAUUAGAGAAGCGUAGGAAAGGCAUCGCUUCUCUGCUGAAGGAUCCGCGAAAUUCAGCCCAGCAAAAGAGGAACUUGGAGAUGCUCUCAGCUGUUGUCGAGGAACUUGACGUGGAGGGUCAGUCAUCAGAAUAUAGUGAUGUGGAGGCGCCUUACGGGCCCGAUGGCACUCGUCCGCUAAAAACUCGCGUUCCCUAUUACCGGCGUCGUGCCAUAGGUGAUGCCCUGAAGGACCUUGACUACUCGAUCAGGGUGAAACGGAUUACAGGAGCAGCUCAGGGAACAAAUUCUAACGUGCGUCCCAGCCGCAUACGCGACUCUUCGAACAUCAUAAGCACACGCAAGAAUAUCAAGAGCCUCCCCAAAUCGUUCUACCACAAACGGUUACUCAGGCGUUUGGAGAAGACGGAUCGUCUAGCUCUCGAAGAUCUUGAUGUGGAUGAGAAGCAGAUACCGCAUUUCGAUCAUUGGGCGGCGGCUCAAGGAGCGUCUACCUCAGAAGGUGAGACGGAUGACAUGGAGCUUUCAGAAUGA
Molecule: messenger RNA, 2469 nt
Organism: Marasmius oreades (fairy-ring Marasmius)
Lineage: Eukaryota; Fungi; Basidiomycota; Agaricomycetes; Agaricales; Marasmiaceae
Exons: 13
Coding region: 1-2469 (822 amino acids)
Source: RefSeq, a predicted model, not a curated record